AUGGCCGAGAUUACGACACUGGAUGCGCUGCAGGCCCUACACCGCGAGCUGUUGACGCUGAGCAGCGGUGGGGGCAGCAGCUCUGACAACCUAAGCAACGAACUGCUGUUUGAGAUAUUUGAGAAGGAGUUGGGGAGCAUCUGGGAGCGUCCGAAGAAGAGCGAAAAGAGCCGCACCACUGUGAAGACGGGCAAGGUCUCUAUUGACGGCAACGAGUAUUCGAUCAACGACAAGUUCCAACAGGAUGUGUUUUCGCUAUCGGAUGAGAUCGACCUUGACGAGGUGGAAGCUGCCAGGUACCUUCUAGACUCCCAGGAUGAUGUCUCUGUCCUCGGACGAUCGCUUCUCGAGUGCGCCGUGAUCCGAUUCCACCAGCAGCGCAAAUACGUUCUGGACUCUUUCAGGCUGCUUCUGGAGCUGAAUAACUUGGACUACGAAGGAGAAGAGCCGAGCGCGUUAGAGACCAUAAAACGCCUUGCACCGAGAUGUCUGCAGGCCAUGUUGGAAAUCAAGACAUGGCUGCAAAAGCUAGGAGAAAAAUUGACAGCUGCUCAGACUUUGGGUAAUGUACCCACGGAUGAGCUGCCAGAGGAGCUGGAAACCGUUGAGUUCUCUCGUGUGAGUCUGAUUCAGCAGCACGAAGCUUUGGGUAUCAUCCUAUGCGAGUGUGUGGACAAGAGGCAGGCCGAAACAGCAGACUUUACAGAAUUCAUCUCUAUAUUGAAAAAAUGGGAUAGAUAUGACACAUUACUAGUCCACCUCGUUCCAGCAAUCGGCGCCUACAUGUCUGUCUUUGCAUCAUCCGAAGGAGGCUACGAUUUAAGGCAAGGCAGAGAUCUUAACAGACAGAUUUUCCCACCUUCAGAUGACUCAACCUGGCCGCUUCCCUUUCUACAUGCCACGGUUCGAGCGUGGUGGCUUGCAGAAUAUAGUGGAUGGUAUCUAGACGAUCCUCCCGAAUCUGCUAUUCCACCAGGCACUGACCUUGAUGAAGAGGAUCGUCAGAGGUCAAAGCAGUUCCUGGACUCCCUAAAGGAUGGCGCGUUUGACUUCAUGCUCUCGGUGGCCGGAGAUAUCCGAUCUCCAGACUGGCAUGACUCUGUUCGAGCGGGCAUGCGAAAAUGGCUACAACGAAAAUCAUCACCGUUGGUUUCUGAGCGAACUCAGUUUUCUAGUUUCUUCCAGUUGUGUUUGAUGUCUCAACUGGAGGUUUUUGUUGACGCCUUCAUAACAAAUCUACCUGACGUCCUCCGAAAGCUCAGAGUGGAAGAAGACGAGCAGCGCCAACUCAGCCAGACGCACGAACAAGACCUGGAUUUGGAGAGGUUCCUUUUAAUUAUCGCAUACGCUUAUGAGGGGCGACCUGAUGCCUCUGCAAAUUUUUGGCAAGACCCAGACAGCAAUCUCGCGGGAUUUAUGCAUUGGGCUUCCCGCAGAGCCUCAACGCCCUUGGUUGCAGCCUUUUGCGAGAUGCUCCAAGCUAUUUCCGUCAACGACGAAUGUGCCACCGCCGCGCAUGAGUUCCUCCUAGACGAAGGCCAUCAUUCGUCUGGUAAGAUGAGAAGGACUCAGUCAUUGACGUGGACUCAGAUAUUCAAGGAGCUUGAUUUUUUCUCAGACAAAAUUAAGCAGAAGCCUAUGCCAACCCAGACAGUAAGGUUUCGCGGCGGAAAGCUCGCUUCCGAUGUCAUAGAAACCGAACCGGAGUCAUCCAUGAUGCUUGAAUGCUAUCUGCGCCUGAUAACGAAACUAGCGAGCGAAAGUGAGAUCACUAGACAGUUUCUGUUGUUAAACUCUGGCUACAAUCUUGUCGAUAUGCUGUACGAACUGGCCAGCAGCCCCAUACCUUCUCAGCUGCGCGGCUGUGUCUUCCUGGCCUUGAAGUCUUUGGUAAGCCGCAAGAGCCUUCAGGAGAACCACGCAAUGUGGAGGUGUCUGGAGAAUUGGAUCUCCGGGGGUUAUGUUGGUGCAGCAACCGCGGGCACGAUACGAUCGACGCAACUAGCACCCCUAGUGUCAAUGGAUCGCAUCUUUGAUGAGAUGAGCAAUGGCUUUGAGGAUCCCGAGUCCUUCAUCAGGCUCUUGCUCGAACUGGUUACCCCUGCAAGCGAUUCCAAUCCACUGAACGACGGUCUGCCAUUUCCAGAAAAUCUUGGUGCCAGUUCCCGAGCGCCUGGAAUUGAAGUAUAUAUCGAUUUUGUCAUUGGUCUUGUUUUCUCAUCAAAGAUUCAGGAGCUCCAAGACGUUCACCAAACGAGAGUGCUCAGACUCAGCUGUCUCGAAUUUAUACUCGCCUGCCUUACCACGUUCAACGAAGAUCUCCUAGUUUUGGCGAACGAGACGAACAUUGCCAUCGACUCAUUAGUCUCGACGACUGAUUUGGCGACAUAUGUUAGGAUGCAUCCUUUCGCGCGAGUGAUGGAAUGGAUGUUCAACGACAAAGUGAUGACGGCCCUCUUUAACACCAUUCACCAAAAGUCUGUCGAUAUUGGCAACGCGACUCCAGACUCACCACUUAUCUUGGGGGUGCUGCGUGCGGUAGAGGUCAUAUCAAAAGUCCUUGACCUUGAAACGACUUAUCUCGAUCUUGUUCGGCCGCUAAUCAAGACCCAAUCUGGCUCACGCAGACAACCUGUCGCCAAUGCUGCGUACGCCUCGUUCCAAGAUGGGCUGGUGACGAGACUAAAUCUCGUGGUAGACCUGGGAAAAUACUGCGGCAUAGGUCAUCCUGACUUGACUUUAGCCUGUCUAAAAUUGUUGGAGAAGAUGUCUUCAUCAUCUAAGAUCACAGCUGCUUGGUCUGGAACUAGUCGCCAUGCCCAUCGAAACAAGGCAAUUGUUGCCAUGGAAGCGAAUGGAGAGCAUGAAGCUAUAUCACGAGCGUUCAUCGCCGAAGUAAUGACUCCUCUUGAGGCGGGAAGUGGAGCAGAUUCGCCCCUCUAUAUCACAAAGGUGUACAUCUUGGACUUUUUAUAUCAAUGUCUUCGAAUGACGCCAAAGGAGCCUACCAUUGCACACCUGUUGCUGGGUUUUAAAUGCGGAUUGGAUUCGCUCUCGGUCGAAGUCAACAGCUCUUUUGCAUCCCGCACGUCAUUGUUUCACAGUAUAUUGGGACUUUUGCUGGAGUCUCCGUCUAACGAUGCACUCGGUAUGAGACAGUGGUUGAUUGGCAUCAAGUCUCGCGUGAUGCGCAUAUUAAACAUUCUUUGGAGCUCACCACUGUCGUCUGCGGUUGUCAUCCGAGAGCUUCGCGAGAAUGAACUCCUCUUCCACCUUCUUACUCGUGAGACGGUCAUCCAGCCAGACUUGUCUUGGGAAGGCCAAACUGUUGGAAACGCACAGUUCCCGGUGACCGAUGGAGCCGUGACACUGAUUGAAUUUCUGACGCUUCGAAGUAUGACUUUUGAGUAUAUAGCCAUGGAACUCUGCAAAAUAGCCCAAGGGCGUAUGCCUGGUGUCAAAAGGCGCAUUUUUGAUGCCCUCAACGGCCAAAUUGUUGCAGAGAACAACGAGACGAUUCAAACCCCGACUGUAUUUGAUUUGUUCGAUUUCCUCCUGCCAGACGGAUUUUGGGAGAUUCCACCGCCGCCAAUUCAAUUCUACAAAGACCUGGAUCUCUCUGCAUGCCUGGAGCACGACGCCGACGCCAACCAAGUAUACAACCUAGAACGAGUUAGAGAGAUUCUUUUGUUAAAGAGAGGAGAAGCGCAGAAAAACACAGCCAUUGCGGCUAAUGACCUGGCGCUCAUCGAAAGAGAAGAGGUUAUGAUAAUUGAGUAUCUCAUUUCCUCCGACAGACAAAAGCAGAUUGGGUCACAAUCUCUCCGAGUCUUGCGGUCAUGGAUCAAGGUGUUGCUGGUCAUGGUUGAGUCUUGUGACUAUAAAGGCGCAGCACAGACGUCAUUUUUCCUCCAAGCAUUGCAGGCUAUUCUGCCAAGUUUGGAAAUAUUCGCCUCAGAUCGUCCUGAUGAAGCUCUAGAACUGGCCAAGCUGGCAAGAGUCUUACUCUUUAAGCUUGACCUCUCUCCUCUUUCAGUUGAGGACAAUAUUAAUGGAACUAUCGGCAAUCUGGUUAGCGACAAACUGUAUCAGCUUUUCCAGACUUGUCUCCAGGCAAUUGGCAAGUGGGCAGGCUCUCCACAACUGAGAUCCGUCUAUUAUGAAAUUUGCUACCGGUAUCUGACGGGCAUGUCGGAAGAUCUUGGACCAUUGACCGCCAGCCGCCCGAAAACGUUCAAGACUGUUCAGGUAUAUGGUGAGCGACUGAUCAAUGUCGUUUGCGAUGAUGUCUACUGUGGAGACCCAGGGUGUCAGACUUCAGCCCUCAUCUUCCUAGGCGCUCUGGUCCACAUGGACAGCCAGGAGCGAGAGAGCUAUAUUGUCGAGACGCUUAACAAGCUGAACUUCAUCAGUAUUCUUAUUGACUCUUUGCGGAACAUUAUGAAGGAAUGGCAUGAUGUCUUCGCUUCCAACAAUACUGAUCAGCAAAACUUCCAAAACGCCCGUCUCUCCAUCAUCCUUCAGCUGGCUCAGUCUCGCACCGGUGCUAAGUACAUCCUCCACGCCAACCUUUUCCGCACCCUGGAAAACUCUGGUCUCUUUGCCGCCGACCCUGAGCUACAGAUCGACGCAGCAAACCCCCGCGCGCUGGAGCAGCAUUACGAUCUGCUCGCCAGAGUUGUCCGUAUCAUUGGCGCAGCCAUUCUGAGCCGCGGCAAUAACAACGUGACGCAAGGACGCAAGUUCCUUACGGAUCACCGAAUGCUCGUCAGCCACGCUUUGAAGCGCAGCGCCGGCAUUGGCACAGGGAAUGAAGACCAGCGCCUGGAGGAGCGGAUUGAGGAACUUGCAGACGCAUUGGUGGUCGUCAUUGCUGCAACAAGCUUCUUGGAAUUUGAAAAUGAUAUCCUGCCAGAGCCUAAGCAGCAUGACCACCCGCUUUUUCAUUGA
Molecule: messenger RNA, 4950 nt
Organism: Trichoderma virens Gv29-8
Lineage: Eukaryota; Fungi; Ascomycota; Sordariomycetes; Hypocreales; Hypocreaceae
Exons: 7
Coding region: 1-4950 (1649 amino acids)
Biological process (GO): nuclear pore organization
Cellular component (GO): nuclear pore; nuclear pore inner ring
Molecular function (GO): structural constituent of nuclear pore
Source: RefSeq, a predicted model, not a curated record